AUGGCCGUGUCCGCCAGCUCCCCGUCUUUGGGUGCGGCGAUCGUGGUUGCUUUCUCCGUGCUCUCCGCGGUGGCCUUCACGGCAUGCGGGCAGGGCAUGUCCGCGGCCCGCCCGUUCGGCGCUCCAGCCCCCGCCGAUCCUGAUGGGCCCUCGGUGACAAUCACCACCAGUCCGGCUCCGGGUAGGACCGCGUCCAAUCGGCGGGGCUGCCUCGCCUAUUGCCGCUCCAGGCUCGACGGGGCGCCGCCCUUCAAAGUGGUCAACGCCUCCACGGACGCGGGCUGCUGCGACCUCUGCUCCGCGGAUGCCAUGUGCAACGCAUGGGUCAGGGACAACCGGACGUCCCUUUGCGCGCUGAGGAGCGAGACCUUCGAUCCGGUCUUGGAUCCAGUGGCGAAUGAGAAUUUUGUCGCUGGCCUCCCGGAGGCGGUAUUGGAUCCAGCGGAAGCUGAUCUGGAGGACUGCCCGCCCCUGGGUGAGACGUGCGUGGCCUGUUCCACCAUCGAAUUCGCAGUUGACAGCCCUGUGGAUGACGACGGCGGUGGCCCGCGGCGAUUUCCGUGCUCCUCGUCCAGGGGGGUGGUUUUCACGGGGCGGCCCAUCAAUGGCGGGGGGCAGCGGACGGGCAGCGCGCAGGCGUGCUGCGACCUGUGCCAGAGGCGGGACGGGACCUGCUACCUGUGGUCGUGGCGCAGGAGCGACCGGCGGUGCUUCCUGAGGACCUUUGGAGGGCGGGCGAGGGACGGCAAUUUCGUGAGCGGGUCGCUGUUCUGA
Molecule: messenger RNA, 774 nt
Organism: Ostreobium quekettii
Lineage: Eukaryota; Viridiplantae; Chlorophyta; Ulvophyceae; Bryopsidales; Ostreobiaceae
Source: the annotation of a GenBank genome assembly